This is a messenger RNA of Anopheles merus, 2520 nucleotides long. It is a transcript of the gene CysRS, whose product is annotated as cysteine--tRNA ligase, cytoplasmic. The coding region runs from base 215 to 2446 and encodes 743 amino acids. Gene Ontology annotation, biological process: cysteinyl-tRNA aminoacylation. The transcript has 2 exons. NCBI's taxonomy places the organism in Eukaryota, Metazoa, Arthropoda, Insecta, Diptera, Culicidae. Gene Ontology annotation, cellular component: cytoplasm. Gene Ontology annotation, molecular function: cysteine-tRNA ligase activity; ATP binding. The record is from RefSeq and is a predicted model, not a curated record.
CCUUCACUUUCUCCACCGAGCACAGUUUGGAUAAAGUGGGAGGCGGCCUGCAGAAGAGAUCUGUUUUCCUUUACACCGGAUUAGGCGAAUACAAACAUACGGAUUGCGUGUUCCAUACGCCAGCGAUUGCUUCCGCAACAUCCGUUUGUCUUGUUAAUUGCAAAGAAAAUCUCCGUUUUGCUUUGAAAUCGACCAAACAGCUGGCGACAAAAAAAUGGCAAAACGUGUGCAACCGACGUGGCAGGCGCCGGAGGAAAAACCCGCCCCGAAGCUGUACCUGUACAACAGUUUGACCCGGCGGAAAGAGCUGUUCGUGCCGCGGGACGGCCGGAACGUGCACUGGUACAGCUGUGGGCCGACCGUGUACGAUGCGUCCCACAUGGGCCAUGCCCGGUCGUACAUUAGCUUCGACAUUCUGCGCCGGGUGCUGAGCGACUACUUCGGCUACAACGUGCUGUACGUGAUGAACAUUACCGACAUCGACGACAAGAUCAUCAAGCGGGCGCGCCAGAACCAUCUGUACGAGCGGUACCUGCAGCAGUCCAAGGACAUGCCGCUGGAGCGGCUGCUCGACGACAGCAAGGAGGUGAUGGCAACGUUCCGCGAGAACCUGGCCCGCACGACCGACGCGGACAAGAAGACGAUGAUGGACCGGAUGCUGGAGAAGCUGACCGCCGCCGUGGACAAUCUGUCGCUCGCGGUCAAGGAGGGCGACGAGGGACGCAUCCAGCAGGCGCAGGACCAGUUUCUGCAGGAUUCGAAAGAUCCGCUGGCGGAUCUGCUGGACAGCAAGCAGGGCUCGUCGGUGACGGAGAACGCCAUCUUCGAGACGCUGCCCCGCUACUGGGAGGACGCAUUCCACAAGGACAUGGCGGCCCUGAACGUGCUGCAGCCGGACGUGUUGACGCGCGUCAGCGAGUACGUGCCGCAGAUCGUGACGUACAUUGAGAAGAUCAUCGCGAACGGGCUGGCGUACGAAGCGAACGGCUCGGUGUACUUCGACGUGGCCGGGUUCGACCGAAGGGAGCAGCACCACUACGCGAAGCUGGUCCCGGAAGCGUACGGCGACGCGAAGCAGCUGCAGGAGGGCGAGGGCGACCUCAGCAUCGGCGCCGACCGGCUGACGGAGAAACGUUCGGCGAACGAUUUUGCGCUGUGGAAGAGCAGCAAGGCGGGCGAACCGUGGUGGGACAGUCCGUGGGGCCGUGGACGACCCGGCUGGCACAUCGAGUGUUCCGCGAUGGCGUCCGACAUCUGCGGCGACUAUCUGGACAUCCACACCGGCGGCGUGGAUUUGAAGUUCCCGCACCACGACAACGAGCUGGCGCAGAGCGAAGCGCACGACGGCAGUGCCGAGUGGGUGAAGUACUUCCUACACACCGGCCAUCUCACCAUUGCGGGCUGCAAGAUGUCCAAGUCGCUGAAGAACUUCGUCACGAUCCAGCAGGCGCUGGAGAAGCACACGGCGACACAGCUGCGACUCGCCUUCCUCCUGCACUCGUGGAAGGACACGCUGGACUAUUCCGACAACACGAUGGAGAUGGCCGUCCAGUACGAGCGCUUUCUGAACGAGUUCUUCCUGAACGUGAAGGACCUGACGCGCCACGUCCAGACCGGACCGGCGCGGGACGCGUUCGAUCGCUGGCGACCGGUGGAGGCGGAGCUGGAGCGAAAGUUUGCCGACGCACGUGCCGCCAUCCACGAGGCGCUCUGUGAUAAUGUGGACACGCGCACCGCGCUGGACGUGAUGCGGGGGCUCGUGUCCGCCUGCAACGUGUACAUCAAGGAGCAUCGAUCGGCCGGGUUCAAUGCACUGCUGUUGCGGCGUGUCGCCGCCUACUGCACGGAUUUGUUGCACAUUUUCGGCGCCAUCAGUGGGCCACGCGGUGGAAUCGGGUUUCCCAUUAGCGCUGGAGCGGCCGGUGAUGGCACGGGAAUGGCUGGAGACCUCGAACAAACCGUUAUGCCUUACCUGCAAGCGCUGGCAGAGUUCCGCAAUGCGGUCCGGGAGCAGGCACGCGGUCGGAAGGCGACCGAAAUCCUGCAGCUGUGCGAUCAGCUUCGGGACGAUGUGCUGCCCGGGCUCGGCGUGCGGCUGGAAGAUCGGGAAGGUGCGCCGUCCGCGCUGAAGCUGGUCCCGGCCGAGGUGUUGCUGCGCGAGCGUGAAGCCAAACGUGCCGAGGAAAACCGUAAGGCAGCGGAAAAGGAACGCAAAAAGGCGGAAGCGGCUGCGGCUCAGGCGGCCAAAGACGCCCAGCGCAAGAUCAACCCGCUCGAUAUGUUCCGCAGCGAGACGGACAAGUAUUCGGCGUUCGACGACGCGACCGGGCUGCCCACGCACGAUCUGGAAGGGAAGGAGAUCAGCAAGGGUCAGCUGAAGAAGCUGCAAAAGCUGCAACAGGCACAGGAGAAACGCUACCAGGAGUAUUUGGCUUCGCAGGCGUGAGGGUUGGUUAAACCGCCGCAGCUUCCCUCCUACAAAGCUGGAAAAUAAAUGCAUUUUUACUUCUUCAAACACUA